Messenger RNA from Prunus armeniaca (apricot), 1422 nucleotides. NCBI's taxonomy places the organism in Eukaryota, Viridiplantae, Streptophyta, Magnoliopsida, Rosales, Rosaceae. The record is from the annotation of a GenBank genome assembly.
AUGAAGAAAUUAUGUGAGUUUUGCUUGGUACUAAGGCCAGUUGUGUACUGUAAAGCUGAUGCAGCACAUCUUUGCCUUUCCUGCGAUGCAAAGGUCCACUCAGCAAACACUAUUUUUAACCGACAUCUGCGUACUAUCUUAUGCGAUUCAUGCAAAUACCGCCCCGCUUAUGUUCAGUGUUUGGAUCACAAGAUGUUUAUGUGCCGUGUCUGUGACAUUACCCUGCAUAUUGCUUCCCAGCAUCAGAAAAGGGCAAUUAGCAGUUACACAGGUUGCCCAUCUGCUAAGGACUUUGCAGCAUUUUGGGGUUUUGAAUUGAACGAGCUAGACAGUAGUGCACAUCUGGAUGGAACUCUCUCCACUUCUUGUGGCUCUUCCUGUGACUCAAGUGCAGUAAACUUAGGUAGUUGUGAACAGUCUUGCUCUCAAGUUGAAGGCUUUCCAGCAGCAAAUUCUCCCACCCUGGCUCCAGGUGGAGAUUCUGAAGUGGGUUCAAGCAGUCAACAAUACAAGAUUCUUGACUUAAAAAGGCUUCAGCUCACUGAAGGGAGCAGCCCUUCGCUUCUGAUACGUGGCAAAGAACAAAGUGACUUAUCUUCUUCAGUACAUCACACAUCAGAGAGGUUCGAUGAUAAUCUUGAUCAGAGUUUACAACAUUCCAAGAUUACUAGAUUUAGGCAAAGGGACAGUCUACUUCACGAUCUGAAAGUUGAUAAUUUGCCAUUUCCAUUUUCUCAACUGGAGCACAUGCCACCAUCUUCAACUGCUGGACUUCCGUUGGAUACAGAAUCGUUUUGGCAGUGCAGAAGUCCGGUUGAAAGUUGUCAGCUGUGGACUCAAAAUAUGCAAGACAUUGGGGUUUGUGAAGAACUUGUUUGUCAUGAUGAUUUUAAUAUGCCUGAUGUUGAUAUGACAUUCCAAAACUUCGAAGAACUAUUUGGAGGUGAUCAAGAUCCAGCCAGAGCACUGCUUGAUGAUAAAGAUGUAUCAUACUCCUCAGUGUUGAAGUAUAUAUCCCUUGACAAAUCAGAUAAUGGCCAUGCAACAGCAAGGAUGGAGCAUGAUGCGUCAGAGGUUUCAUCUAUUUUCUUUAACAAAGUUCAAAACCUUGAAGGAAGCAUGGAUUAUUGCCCAUGUCCUAUUCAACCAUCUUCUUCAACUUUGUCAUUCUGUAUGUCAAGGUUCAGUGCCGAGAGCAGUGGUACCGAUUGUCAUGAAAGCCGGCUUUCACCCUAUAUUGCCACAGGGGAGACUUCAAGAAAUUCACCUCAUGACCAAGAGGGUGGGCGCUUUGAAGCCAGAGCAAAUGCCAUGACGAGGUACAAAGAGAAGAAACAUUCCCGACUGCUUGUGAGAAAAAAUGGAUAUCCAUUUAGGAAAGGUACAGCUGAUAACGUAAGCGGGAAAAAGGAAGAGUUGUGA